Messenger RNA from Chelmon rostratus (copperband butterflyfish), 3736 nucleotides. RefSeq names its product sterol O-acyltransferase 1 (gene soat1). The transcript has 16 exons. NCBI's taxonomy places the organism in Eukaryota, Metazoa, Chordata, Actinopteri, Chaetodontiformes, Chaetodontidae. Gene Ontology annotation, biological process: cholesterol efflux; cholesterol metabolic process. Gene Ontology annotation, cellular component: endoplasmic reticulum membrane. Gene Ontology annotation, molecular function: cholesterol O-acyltransferase activity; fatty-acyl-CoA binding; cholesterol binding. Bases 116 to 1822 code for a protein of 568 amino acids. The record is from RefSeq and is a predicted model, not a curated record.
GGGGAAGGUGAGCAGCGCGUCAGAUUGUUGUGAUUGAAGGAGUCACACAUCCAAGUUCGGGCUCGGAAACGACGGAGGUCCACUUGAUAAGAGAGCAAACGGCGGUUGAAGCGAGAUGGAGAGUGGGGAUGACACUGUCCUCCGGUCUCGCUUCCGAGCCAUUCCGAAGGUCCCCAUCUUCCCUGAAUUAGAUGGAUUGGAUGGGGAAUGUAGUCAGGGAGAACGUCAGCAAGGCAAUGGAGACAACCACAUUACCAGCAAUGGAAAAAUUGAAGUGGAGCAUGUGAUCAGCAAAAAGCUACAACUGAAGAGGAAAGCAGAGUUCCUGAAGAGUGACCUGAUGCGUCAAUUUGACAGUCAGGUUAAUGACUUCAUGGACAGUUUGAUUGAGGAGUCGGCCAGCCUGGAGCCUGCACCUGUACCUGCAGUCUUCUCGCCUCCGCUGUCAGACAAGGAGAGGAGCAAACUCAGGCAUUUUCGCCCUCCUCAUGGCCAGGGCAAGCACUUUGUCAGUCGCAGGUCCCUCCUAGAUGAGCUGUUUGAGGUGAACCACAUCAGGACUAUCUACCACAUGUUUAUUGCCCUGCUCAUUCUCUUUAUCCUCAGUACACUGGUGGUAGAUUUCAUUGAUGAAGGCAGGCUGGUGCUGGACUUUGACCUGCUGGUCUAUGCAUUUGGACAGUUCCCUCUGGUGGUGUGCACAUGGAUCUGCAUGUUCCUGUCUGUGUUGCUGGUUCCCUAUACUCUGUUCCACCUGUGGUCACAGACUCAGUCUGGGUCUUUUAGUCACCCCGGCUUGUGCAGUUUGCUCUUUGGCUCUGUAUUCCUGCUCUACCAAGCUCUGGGUCUGGGAUUCUUGCCAACAUAUGUGGUGGUGACCAACAGUUUGCCACCUGCAUCCUGCUUCAUCAUCAUCCUGGAACAGGUGCGUCUAAUGAUGAAAACACACUCCUUCGUCAGGGAGAAUGUACCAAGAGUCCUGACCUGGGCUAAAGACAAGAGCAGCCCCAGCCCAGUGGUCCCUCAGGUCUCUCAGUAUCUGUACUUUCUGUUUGCACCCACACUCAUCUACAGAGACAAGUACCCCAGGAACCCUGUGAUCCGAUGGGGUUACGUGGCCACAAAGUUACUUCAGGUACUAGGCAGUCUGUUUUAUGCCUAUUACGUGUUUGUGCGGCUGUGCAUCCCUCAGUUUCGCAGCAUCAGUCUGCAGCUCUUUGACCUGAGGGCCAUGGUCCUCUGUGUCUUCAACUCCAUCUUGCCAGGAGUGUUGGUUCUCUUCCUGGCAUUCUUUGCCUUCCUCCACUGCUGGCUUAAUGCUUUUGCUGAGAUGCUCCGCUUUGCUGACAGGAUGUUUUACAAGGAUUGGUGGAAUUCAACCUCUUUUGCCAAUUACUAUCGCACCUGGAACGUAGUGGUCCAUGACUGGCUGUACUACUAUGUGUACCGGGACUUCCUAUGGAUGUCUCAGAAGCGUUUCAGACCAGCGGCCAUGCUGUUUGUGUUUACAGUGUCUGCGGUGGUCCAUGAGUACAUUCUUGCAAUCUGCUUUGGCUUCUUCUAUCCUGUGCUCUUCUGCCUCUUUAUGUGCUUUGGAAUGAUGUUCAACUUCAUUCUGCAUGACCAAAGGAAAGGUCCCAUCUGGAACAUAAUCAUGUGGACAUCCCUCUUCCUGGGUCAGGGAGUCAUUAUCUGUCUGUACUCCCAGGAGUGGUAUGCCCAGCGUUACUGCCCCCUGAAGGAGCCUUCAUUCCUUGAGUUACUGAAGCCUCGCUCCUGGAGCUGUCAGAGAGGUCUGAUGGCAGACUCUGAUGGGCUGUGAUCUGCGUUUGGACCACUGCCGAGGACCAUCGCUUAUCGGUUUAAAUACGACCAGCCUGUCUGUUACUGUCAUAACUUCUGGUCUUUCGUGUUUGUUUUAUUUUUAUUGCACUAGGGUCGUGACUGCCAAAAUGCUUUUUAUUCUAAAAGCAAAGUCAAAGUGAUGCCUUACUUUCCCAUUUUAUGUUUUCAAAAAAACAAACCCAACAGAAUUACAAGUUCACAUAAUUGCACAUGUGAACUCCUUUUUAUUUUUAUGUAGUAUUUAUUUUUCAGAUGCAUUCCCAUUGUGUUUGUUUUGAUCAACUGUGGAACAAAUCCUUGUGCCAAUAUGAUAGUGGUAAUCAUGAUAUGGCAGCUGAAUACAAACAUCACUCUAUAUAAACAUUCACACAACAGUAAUACUUAAUAUUUAAAAGGUUUGCAAUUACUACUCUAUUAUAGAUUAUAUUCAGUAUGGUGUUUGAAAAGACUUUCAAUUGUAUUCAUUUUCACUGCCAAUAAGAUUUAUUUUGAAAAAUGGCCACUGUUUGGUGUUUUGUUUAAAUCUAUGAGGAACAGUGGCCUCUGCAUAAUAACUUCAAGAUUUCAGACAACUUCUCUAAAGAGAAAAAUGAAGGUGGCACUCAACAUGCCAAUAUAGUUGGAAAAUUAUUUUAUAUUGUAAAUCUGAAACUGUGAUGAAGAGCAUUUCCAGACUGUGGUACACUUGAACUCAGAUUUAAGACUAACUUUCCUCUUCAUCUCCAGCUGUCAAGCCACAAGGAUGUUUGGAGCUCAUUCAAAGUCAUGACACUGAACUCCAUGAAACAUGAAUCCAUGAAUGUUGGUGUGUGGAGUUAAUAUAUUCUGUGACUGCUGAAGAUGCUGAUGCUGAUUUGAAUAUUUUCAGCUGAACUGACUUGAACAUACAUCAUUAUAGAGAAUAUUUCUUGUCAACUUAAUGAUGUUUUAUUUUGUUCAUGACCAAUGUUGGGAGUUGUGUCAAGGUGAAAUCAGGACAAAAUGACCACUGUAAACUGUUGCAACUGGCUGUUAGAAUGUUAUAACACUGAAAUGGUAAUGAUACUUUAUUAGCACUAAGGGCUACAGUUUGCUUUGUCACAUAAUGAGAACAUUAAAUAAGACAGUGUUUUGCUUAAAUCAUACUACGAUACAUUUUACAGAACAAUAAUUUCCAUGUCAAACGAAUGGAAUAAGGAAUUUAUACGCUCUGUGUGCUUUUAGUUCUUGUGUUGCAAUAAUGUGUUUACACAUUUGUAUUGUUUUGGUGAAGUCACAGAGGUAAUGCACAAUUAAUGUUGCCAAUUCUGACAUUCCAAUGCAGGGAGUCUAUGUUAAUAAUAAGAUGCAUAAUACAAGUUAAAAACCAGCAAUGGAAAACUGCACUUCCAAAAACAGUAUGUCCACAAGGUGGCACUGUGUUAAAAGCUUUUACUUUUGAUCCUCUGCUCAAUUUGGCUGCGACUUGUGGUCAGGAGCAAGAGAGGCUUCCCCAGAGUCCCUUGCAAAUUUUUUAUAUAAGCAAACACAAGUACCAGCAACUUUUUUUUGUUUUGUUUUUAUAUAUGUACAUAUAAUAGCAGAAAUAUUGGAUUGCCCUGUGGUUCUUACUACUAAGUAAUUCCUGAGACUGAGAUUGUAUUAAUAAGACAAAUAUUUAUGGUUGUGAAAAGAGCUGAGCUUCAGAAAUGCUGUUUAUUUAGAUCCGGUAUUUAUUUUUGGGAGCAGAUCAUUGCCAACUUAAUGUCAUAUUUGUAUUAAUUGUGAUCUUUUUUUCUGGCCUUGAAGAACUGAUUGCGUCAGGUGACAAUUUUAUGAAUCAUUAUGUUCUAUUUUUGGAUGUGGACAGACAUCUAAUACAUUCUUGAAGACACAUCAAAGUAUAAUAUCUAUUAAGAAUAAAACAUGGAAU